Coffea eugenioides is the source of this 582-nucleotide messenger RNA. RefSeq lists its product as uncharacterized. NCBI's taxonomy places the organism in Eukaryota, Viridiplantae, Streptophyta, Magnoliopsida, Gentianales, Rubiaceae. Bases 1 to 582 code for a protein of 193 amino acids. The record is from RefSeq and is a predicted model, not a curated record. The transcript is spliced from 3 exons.
AUGGAGAAGUCGGAAUCUAUUGAAUCAGAUUUUUCUCAUUUGUCAGAUAUUAAAAAUGAAAUGAAACUCAAUCAGUAUGACCUUCCUGACAGAACAUUUAUUGAAAAAAUUCUCAAUACCCCACCUAUGAAAUUUGAUCAUGUGGUAGCUGUAAUCGAGGAAACGAAAGUUUUGGAGGAUUUGCGUAUUGAAGAUUUGCAUGGGUCAUUAAUUUUGUAUGAACAAAGAAUUAAUGAAAAAUUAGAGGAUAGCCCGGAGAAAGAUAUAGUAGAGAAGGCAUUGCAGGUGCAGUUGAAUUUGAGAGGCAAUAAUAAUGUCAGGGAAUUUGGAGAAAAUGUAGACAAAAAUUUUCAGGCUAAUGUUGUUGACAAUCGGGUGCAGGAUGAUAAUAAAAAAUCUGAAACUUUAUUAUUAGCCUAUAAUACUGUUGAUAUGGUUGAUAAAAAUAAAUGGUACUUGGAUACGGGUUGUAGCAACCAUAUGUCUGGCAAGAAAGAAUUAUUUGUUGAGUUUGAUGAAUCUAUUCGUGGUGAAAUUAAAUUUGGGAAUAACACUGUCUUACCAGUGAUUGUGUAUCAAUGA